Cuscuta campestris is the source of this 4775-nucleotide messenger RNA. Lineage: Eukaryota; Viridiplantae; Streptophyta; Magnoliopsida; Solanales; Convolvulaceae. The record is from the annotation of a GenBank genome assembly.
UUAUAUUCUACAAUUAUUUUGGAGUAUUAUUUUUUUUGACAUAUUUUUCAGAUAUAUCUUGGAGAACAAAAGUAACGAAAGAAGAAAUAAAGAUUGGGCUGAGCCUAAAUAUUAAAUUGGCCCAACCUAAGGCCCAUUCUAAUAAUCUUUGGAAAGAGAUAAAAGAAGAAGUAUUCCGUAAAAAAAAAGAAGAAAUAGGCGGCACGGCUCGGCGAUAAUUACUCCGUCUAUGGUGGACUUGAUCCCGGCGACGAUGACUGGAGCAGCGAUAAGGAAAGCGGCAGCCUGCGUCGGUUCUGGGGUCUGUGCACAGUUCAACAAAGAAGAAGAACCAGGGGAGCAUUUAUUGUUUAUUCCUUUUAAACCGUAUUUGAUUUUACUUUUUUAUAUUACUAGGAUAUGCAAUUUGUUCAAUUUCCAAAUUAUGAAUUUGAUUUCAAAAAUUAUAUAUUUUAUUCUCAAAUCUUACUUUCGUGUUAAAUGUUUAAAAUUAUAUUAUAAGUGUUGAAUUAUGUGUGUUGAUGUUGAAUUGUUCAAGUUUUCAUUUAUUGAUUUAUUAUUAUCUCUGAGAUUAUAAAACCCUCUUAGGCUAAAUUGUUUGAGAAAAAGAUUUGGUUGUUUUUGUCGAAUUAAUUUGACUUUAUUAAAUUGAAACUCGAAAAGGUGUUAUGAGAACUAUUAUUCACCAAAUUUUACUUAAAUUGGACCAAAUUAGGAUCGCGACCUAAUCCAGUUUAAAAUGAUAUUCUUUUAAAGUCCAAAGUGUUUUAAAUAGCCGAACUUUUCUAGAAACUAAAUGUCACUUGAUUAGUCUUGGCUGCCUCGUUAAGUGGUUUUGCUAAUCAAGGUUCUUGAACCGAUUUUGUUAAAUAACCGUAUUGUUACUGCAAAGUUGUUGGAUGUUUUCCAAAGAUUUUAAUGUGUUGUUCUUAGUAGUAACAUAAGGGUUGGUUUUUAGGUUGCUAAGGGUAGUAGGGUUUAGAGUUAGGGUUGGUCUUUAGGUUGCUAAGGGUAGUAGGGUUUAGAGUUAGGGUUGGUCUUAACAUGAGCUAAUAUGAAUGGGAGAAUAGAGAAGAACCGUUGGUGGACCUCUUCUUCAGCCUAACCCUGAGUUUAAUUAGCAGUUUAAUUUCAGAAUUAAGGCAUAAUUAAUUGGUUGAUCAUUUUAGUUCAGAUUAUUUUUUAUUAAAAACUAUAAGUAUUUUUAAAAUGGUUUAAGUUACUUACUAUUGUCUACGUUUUUAUAAAGUUUAAAUUUUUUAGUCAGUUUUUAUUCAAUAAAAGUGACAAGUAAACUGAUUUUUAUAGCUUAAAAAGUAUCUUUCCUUGUGGGAUCGACCCUUACUCGCCCUAUCUAUAUGUUUUAAUCAAUAUUAAUUCAUAAAAGGGGUUAAGAGUUAAGGAAAUAAUAAAUUAAUUUGCAGGUGCUACGACACGCCUAUCAACAGAUUUUUUUGAUACUUAACUCUUUUAUUCAUAAUUAACUUCUCCAAUGCUUCAAGUUUUUAUACAAGUGAAUUGUAUAUUUAUAGAUAAAUAUAUAAUGGAUAAUUUAAGAGUCUCCCUCCAAACGAUAACUUGAAGCGACGUCUUUGAAAUUGUUCCUAAAUAAAAUCAUUAAGCUUAUUAUUCUUUGUAUGGCGUGUAUAUUGGUUUGCUUGUUAGAAAUAACCUACACCACGUCGGGAUCUAAUUGAAUUAGCAAUAGUAUUUUAAGUUCAUUUCAACGGUUCUACAAAUAUUGAUCAACUAGUGCCCCAUAAAACAUCUUUAAACUUUUGAAUUGUAUAAUUUUAGUAAACAUAAUCGACAUACAAUGUACGGAGUACAAAUCUGUGUUAGCCCAAAGUGUUCAAUGUUCGAAAAGGCGAAACGUAAACGCGCCUCAAGGCGCGCCUCGGAACUUUUUCCGGAAAAAAACGCCUCAAGGCUAAUCCCGUUUUCACGCUUUAGGCUUUUUUACGCUAUUCUCUGAAAGGCGUACGCGCCGGUGCGCGCAAUAAGGCUUACACAAUAAGGCUUACGAAAUUGGAAAUUAACCAAUUAAAAUUUUGGGUAUUGAACCGUUUAAGUUGUCAAUUACUCCAAUUAAUUAACCCAAUUGGAGUAUAUAUCCUAAAAUUACCCAAAAUUAGUGUCGAUUACCCUCCUAAUCUUUGUCGAUUACUUUUGGCGAGCUACAAACCGUCUCCAGCCGUCCAGCAUCGCCGUCUGCAGCCUUCUUCUCCGGCGAAAGGUAUGCAGUCUUCUUCCCCGUCUGCAGUCUGCGUUUCUUUCCCCGAAAAGGUAUGCAACCUUCUUCUCCGGCGAGCUGCAUUUUAUGUUUUGGGUAAUUGUUCAUUUGUCCUGCGGCUUCUGCGUUUUAUCUCUGCGUUUUUCCAGUCUUCUUUCCACCUGUUAAUAUCCUCUUUUUUUUCUUAUUUUUUUGAUUACUGAUGUGCUAAUUGUUCUAUUUUUUUUUGUUUUUAAGAUGAAUUAUUGCAUAGUAUCGUAUUGUUUAUUCGAGCAAAAUUAUGUUUGAUUCCAUGUUAGACUUUGUUAUGUUUGCGAUGUAUUGCUUUGACAAUAUACUCUUUUCAUGUUUUUGGAUUAUUUAUGUUAUACAUUAUGUUCUAUCUUUGGUUUUAUAUUAUUUUGUGAAUGUUUUUCAAUUUAAAAUUGAGGCUUACGCCUCAAAACGCCUCAAGGCUUACGCCUUACGCCAUGAAAUGAAAACGCCUCAAAACCGCAAUACGCCUUUUCGAACAUUGAAAGUGUUCACUCUUAAUGAUAAUUAGAAAUCUUGAAAAUUGGAAUGGAAUACUGCAUUCAGCGGUUGGUAUCAGUCUGUAAACUAAGACUUGACUCCAUGCAACAAAACCUACAGAUAAUAUCACAUCAAAACAAAAUGCAACUAAGAACAAUAGUAAAAGCCUCCCUUGUCUGUAGAGGGACAAAAAAUAAAUUGUUCCUUUCUUUUUAAGCUACUAAACUAAUACGUCUUGAUAUGCAAGCAAACAUAUUAUCAAUUAAGAAAAAUGAUCAUGGAAAAAAAUAUCAAAGAAGGUUUUGAAAUGGUAUCUUCCCCUUCAUAAAACUAAUGACCUCUUGCGUGCAUGGUUACUUAAAGACAUAAUAAAACCAAAAUGACGAUAUAAAAUGUAAAGGGCCAAGCUUUUUAAUCAAAACAAACAGAAAUCUUUAAAUCUUUUCUGAUGAUUAUUAAAAUGGGACAUUUGGUGCACGUAGAAUAAUUACUACCUAAGAUGUGAAUUUAUUUCUUUAACUGAUUUUUAUAUGGCUGAACUCAUGAAUAAGAUGGAUGAGUAUUUGGUUCCAAAUUAAACUACUUAGGUAGAGUUUUUACAAACUGUUCUUCUAAAGAAUUUUUAGUAUUUUGCUCUAGCUGCAAAUGUGGAUAUCAAAUGAGAGGCGCACUAUUUCUACUUGAUUCUUUGAGUUUCAUGUAUUAAGUUGAUCAAGAAAUCAUUAAAGAUCUUUAUUUUUUUGAUAUUUGCAUGCAAAAUGCAACGGUUAUUGUUGCAAGUAACAAUUGAAUCUUUCGAUAUGAAGUUGAUGGGUGGUUAGAGUCCAUUUUAAAAAAGAUUUCAUUUUCAAGAAGAAACAAAAACCUGUUAGGCCUGUCCUCAGGGAAAUAUGCAUUGAAGAUCAUACAAGGCAUUUCAAGCAUGGAUUUUGAGGUAAAAUCUUUUCAUAUUUUCAACCACCUUGAGUGAAACCUAACUUUUGAAUCUAAACUACUGAUUUUCAUAAUGAGAUCAAAACUGGUAAGUUGUUGCUGCAUCGGUCCUUUAUUUGCCUAAUUGGAUAUGACCGAAGAUUUAGGGAUGUUCCGAGUUCUUAGGUUGAGAUGGGUCUGAUUGUUCUUCCACUAAUGAUGAAUGGGGACCUAUCAACAAACAUUGAAGGUAUCUCUAUAGAUCUUCUUUUGCUUAAAACUAAUUCAAAAUACUUUACCCUUUUAUAGUUUUCAUUUUAUUGUUGUGUCUAUUCACACAAAUCGAUAAAACUAGAAGGGUUGCUCUUGUAAUGCAUGGGCCCAGCAUGAGUGAAAUUAAGUAAUUUGGUUCAGAGGUAGACAUGCCUAGUCAGCAAAGACUUGUCCUCAACCCUUGAGAUACAAAAAUUUCUUUAUAAAUGUUAUAAUUAAUAGCACUUGGUUGUAGUGACUCAAAAUACUUUGUAUACACACUUAUUCUGGUAUCUCUAGGUGAACUUUACUUUUACAAAUGUGAAUAUAAAAUGAUACUAAAAGGAUGCACCUUUGACAUGAUAUUUUUAUUAUUUAUCUUUUCGGACUUUGCCAGGAUCUACGCUAUGCCCAAAUGACAUAGAACAAGUAACUGUGUCUACUGUUUUCUUGCAGUAUGACGAUCAUACUUUUCUUAAAAUUCAAGUAAAAACAUACUCAGUAUAGAAGGUAAGUAAAACACGAUAUCUGAGGAAUACGUUAUCCAACAAACUUAAGAUAAUUGAAAUCAUCCUCUUUUUUGGUUCAUCAGUUAUCCAAUGGUUCUUUCCUAAUAGCUUAGUUGCCUUAUAAUUUGAUGAAAAACCAUGGCUGGUUUGCCAAACUUGCUUCAGCCUCACAGUUGCAUUGUCUAUUCUAACUUGUCAAUGACUACCUGAAGUCCAUCUGUUUUUUUUAACAGCUCUCAUGGUUUAGAAUUAAAGACAAAAAAAGAAAAUGCUAGCAAAGCUCCAGUCAUACCCAUAUUCUUAUACUAAGGGGCAGUGGCAUUGUAUCCUGGAAGUCCUUCCAUCUUCUUCCAAGG